UUCAACGAUUCCUUUCCUUCUUAAAGAAGUAAGCCGGAAAAGGUCCGAGAACCGGAAGGGGCCGUUCCUGAACUACAAAUUUCCACCAUUGAAUUUCUUCUCCGAGGCCGGCGAUGUCACCGUCAUCCACCGUUCUCCGGUGAAGUAGAAGCCGAAACUCUGCGAUGUUGUCAAGCAUGAGCUCGAGCGCGAUGGCGGCUACGGCUCAGCAACACCAGUGGAGCGAGGAGGAGACGAGGGAGUUCAUCCGGAUUCGCGCCGACCUGGAGAGGGACCUGACGGCGGUCUCCACUGGAGAAGGUCCGGCGACGAAGAAGAAGACAUUGUGGGAGAUGGCGAGUGCGAGGAUGAGAGAGAGAGGGUUUUGGAGGACCGCCGAUCAGUGCAAAUGCAAGUGGAAGAACCUCCUCAGCCGCUACAAGGGGAAAGAGACAUCCCAUAAAGACUUUGGCUGGCAAUGUCCAUUUUUUGAGGAAAUCCAUGCAGUAUUUGCUGAAAGGGGGAAAGCUAUGCAGCGAUUGCUCCUUGAACCUGAAGCCGGUUCUAUGAUGACGAAGAAAAGAGCGAGGGAGAGAAGUUUAGACGAAGGAUAUUCUGACCUCAAAGAACACAAUGAAGACGAAAGUGAGGAGGAGAUGGCCACUCAAAGCCACUCACAGAAGAAAAAGGCUAUAAGAACUCUUCCAGCAAAGUCUUCAAGAGCAACUGAUUCUAAAAGUUCUAGUAGCUCCACUAGUAAUGAAAUUCUUGAGAUGCUGAAGGGCUACUUUCAGUGGCAGCAGAGGAUGGAGCUGGAAUGGAGGGAAAUACUCGAGAUACAUUACAACAAACGACGAUUGUUCGAGCAGGAAUGGCGUGAUUCGAUGGAGAAGCUCGAGAGGGAGAGGUUAAUGGCCGAGCAAGCUUGGAGGGAAAGAGAAGAAGAGAGAAGGAAAAGGCAAGAUAUCCGAGCUGAAGGAAUGGAUGCCCUCUUAAAAACCCUUUUAAACAAGCUUGAACGUGGAAAUAAUCUAUGAGAUAAUGAAACAGUUGAAGCAGUUGGAGCAAUACUAUUUUUUAAAGAAUAGUACAUAUUAAAAAAAAAAAAAAAAAAUUCAGGUUUCUUUUUCUUUGGGUUGGCAGCAAGAGUACAUUUGCAAUUUUUUACGAAUGUCUUCAGUCUGCCAAUUGUGUAUGCUCACCGAGUUGCUCAUUUUUUCUACCAGAAAUUUACAGUGCCUUUUGUCCA
Momordica charantia (bitter melon) is the source of this 1228-nucleotide messenger RNA. RefSeq names its product trihelix transcription factor GT-3a. The record is from RefSeq and is a predicted model, not a curated record. Lineage: Eukaryota; Viridiplantae; Streptophyta; Magnoliopsida; Cucurbitales; Cucurbitaceae.